UCGAUUUACAUCGCCCAGGGCACAGCUCCAUUGUAGAUGAAAUUUAUCUUGGAUCUUUCAGAGAAAAACUUGUACUGGAGCUUAUACGUGAUGGAAUUGAAGUUUAAUUUAGUUUGAAUUGUUAACUUGUUUUCGAACUGAAUGAUUAGCGGCUGGCCGCUCCUUUCUUCCUCCUGAUGGCCGUCGCAGACGAGGGGCUUAUUUCCUGCCGCCCUGCUGGACAGUUAACCCGGGCGUUGCUCUGCCUGUCCAAACCCGACACCCUCAGGGUCUUACCGUCUGUCUGCGUUUUCCCUGCUGAAAGCAGCCGGUAAUGCAGAAGAUGGAUCUGAGCUGCUCUCCUGAACCACUGCAGUCUUUCUGGUGAACUCCCACAGAGCUGUUACUGAACGAAUAUUAAGUUCUAUCUCCAGCAAUGAUGAAGGACCAACAACUAUACUUCUAAGACCCAAUGGUGUUGACUUGGAGGGCAACCUUCUGUGCCGGCUCCUCUGCACAGAUGAAGACAUUGAGCUGCUCUUUGUUCUGCCUCUGGCAGCUUCUCAGCCAGUGGUCUGCAGCUCAGGCAAUGAGUCACAGCAUGGUGGCUGCUACAGGUUCUUCAGUUCAAUUCCCUGGAACCGACAAGGAAUUCGAGAUCUUGAACUGGGCGUUUUCAAAUCCUACCAUAGUACUUCCCAUCAUAGAAGUUCGUAGAGGGCCCCCUAUCAUAUUUGAGAAGUACAAGAAUCGAAUUAAAGUUAACACUUCGGAUGGAUCCCUUGUGUUGUACAUUGUAAAGAAAGCAGACAGUGGCCAAUACAAAAUGACAGUGGAUUUAGACCCCAAGAGGACCAGGAUUCUAACUCUUCAAGUCUUCGAUCCUCUCUCCACACCAUCCAUCUCCAGCAACUUCUCUGAGAAUGGCACAGCUGUGCUGAGCUGCACAGUGCAGAGAGGGGUGGCCACUUCCAUUCGAUGGACCAGAGGUGGUGUUGUACUCCCGGUAGACCAACGGCAGUCCCUGUCUGAUGAGAAUGUAACACUCACCAUUUGGAAAACUCAGGAAUCGGACUCCGGAUAUUACACCUGCACUAUGGAAAAUCAAGUCAGUCGCACUAAUAGUACCUACCAGCUGAUCAUCAAGGAUCGUGAAGCCCAUUACAGAGCUCGAUAUGGGUUGUUUCCAGCUGUUCUCCUGGUCUGUACAUCGGUGCUUGUGUUCAAUGUGCGAUUAGUGUAUGGUUGAAGACCCCGCCCCCACUCACUAGGACAAUGGCAGCAGGUCCACUGGAAGACAACCACCUCCCAAUUCCACUCCAGUUCACGUUAUCCUGGUUGGUGCCAUUCCUUCUGCACUGGUGACAAGGUCCAGGAGUUCCCCAUCAAGCUUACACUGUGCAAAGCACUUCUCCCUGGGAGCUGCAGCAUCUCCAAGACAUGAAAGGAAUUUAAACAGCAAUUUCAUUGCACUCAGCAGAAAUUUAUCCCACUUUAAACAAAGGAUCCCAGGACAAGAUGGACUGAAUUCGGAAGGCACAUGGUAAUGUGCAAGAUUUAUGGUGCACAUCAUGGAAGAGAGCGAGCAAGAGCUGAAGACAAAGGAGAAAAUUGGAAUAAACUGGAUUCUUCAGGCUGGAAGACGUAACUGGUGGAAUGUCCCAAAUCAUUUCUUGGCCUUCAAGUAUUUGUUAAUUAGUUGUUUCUUGUCAUAUGUAGAGAUACAGAAAAGGACUCAAUGCCGUCCACGUAUAUCAUUUCAAAACAUUAUACUAAUGGAAGAGGGGGAGGAAUGUAAUGUGCCCAGUUUGACAAUGAUGCAAAAAUAGUUCACUCAUGUUUAUAUAUACACAUCAUAUUUAUACAUACACACUGAGCAAUGCAUUUACAGUUAACUAAGCGAAGCAGACCAUGAUCAGGUAACUUUCCACAGAAAAAAAUCUUUUUGCAGAGAGAUGACUUUUCACAGGAGCUCAAUAAAGACUUGGUAAUUAAUAGAAAUAGGAACUGUGGAAAAUUAAGUAUAAGGUGGACACCAGAAUAGUAUUAAACUCAAAGUCCAGCAUUGGCCAGUACACUUCCCACUCACCCACCCCCCAGCACCCAACAUCCAGCUUGCUAGUCUCUACUACCCCCUAUCCUCCCUGCGACUCCCAACCCUCCCUCCACCCCUCAUGUCCCCUCCAUUCCUAUGAUCCUCAGCCCGCUCCCCUGAACAUCCCAACCCCCCUCUCCCUCCUGAAACCUCCCACUCUUUACCCUCCUCUGACCCUAGCCCCAACCCUUGCCAUGUCUUCACCAUCUCCUCUCUGAGGCAGAGCGUUCUGUGCUCAGAAAGGGCCUCACUUUUGUCCCCCUCCGUCCACACCUCAGUGAGUUCCGUGCCCGGCAUGAUGUUGAACUCUUCUUCCAUCGCUUAUGUCUCCGAGCCUACUACUUUAACAAGGAUUCCCCUCCCCCUAUUGAUGACCCCCUUCUGCUGUCUUCAACCCUCCUCUUCCUCCUGGACACCCCCACUGGGCCUUCUACCUGCACUCGAUCUUUUCAUCUCCAACUGUCGCUGAGACAUCAACCAUCUCAACUUCACCACUCCUCUCUCCUGUUCCAACCACAGUCCCUCUGAACGCACUGUCCUCCACUCUUUCUGCACUAAUCCUAACCUCACCAUCACACCCGCAGACAAAGGUGGUACCGUAGUAGUCUGGUGGCCAGACCUCUACCUCACUGAGGCCAAACAGCAGCUCUCUGAUGCCUCUUCUUACUUACCCCUGGAACAGGACCCAACCAAAAAACAUCAAACCAUUGUCUCCCGUACCAUCAGUGCAUCAAUGCCCUUAUCAACUCCGGAGACCUUCCAUCCUCAGCCAAAAAAACUCAUAAUUCCCACACCCCGCACUGCUCGCAUUUACCUCCUCCCCAAGAUCCAUAAGCCUGGCUGUCCUCGUAGGCCUAUAGUUUUGGCCUGCUCCUGUCCCACCGAACUUGUAUCUGCCUACCUCGACUCCAUUUUGUCACCCAUAGUUCAGUCCCUCCCUACCUACAUCUGGGAUACAUCCCAUGCCCUCCACCUCUUCAAUAACUUCCAGUUCCCCGGUCCCGACUGCUUCAUUUUCACAAUGGAUGUCCAAUCCUUAUACAUUUCAAUUCCCCAUCCAGAAGGCCUCAAAGCCCUCUGCUACUUUCUUGACAAUAGACCUCACCAGUUCCCCAACACCACUACACUCCUCCGGUUGGCGGAACUGGUAAUCACAUUUAAUCACUUCUCUUUCGGCUCUUCCCACUUUCUCCAGAUCAAGGGUGUAGCUAUGGGCACUGGCAUGGGGCCUAGCUAUGCCUGCCUCUUCGUGGGUUAUGUGGAACAGUCUAUGCUCCAAAUCUAUACUGGUACUGCUUCCCAACUUUUCCUUCGCUACAUUGAUGCUGCUUCCUGCAUCCAUGCUGAGCUCGUCAAUUUCAUUGACUUUGCCUGUAACUUCCACCCAGCCCUCAAUUCACUUGGUCCAUAUCGGACACUUCUCUCCCCUUUUUCGAUCUCUCGGUCUCUAUCUCUGGAGAUAGACUGUCCACUGACAUCUUCUAUAAACCCACUGACUCCCAUAAUUACCUUGAUUAUACUUCUUCCCACCCUGCCAAAUGCAAAAAUUCUAUUCCCUAUUCCCAGUUCCUCUGUCUCUGCCGCAUCUGCUCCAAGGAUGAGGCUUUCCAUUCCAGGACAUCCCAAAUGUCCUCUUUCUUUAAGAAUCGUGGUUUCCCUUCAGCCGUCAUCAAUGAUGCCCUCACCCACAUCUCCUCCAUUUCCAGCACUUUAGCCCUCACCCCAUCCUCCCAUCAUCACAACAGGGACCGUGUCCCCCUUGUCCUCACCUAUCACCCCACCAGCCUCCGGAUCCAGCAUAUUAUCCUCCUCAACUUCCGCCACCUUCAACAGGACCCCACCACUAAGGACAUCUUUCCCUCUCUGCUUUUCACAGGGAUCGUUCCCUCCACGACUGCCUGGUCCACAUGUCCCUCCCCACAGAUCUCCCACCUGGCACUUAUCCCUGCAAGCGUAAGUGCUACACCUGUCCCUACAGCUCCUCUUUUACCACCAUUCAGGGCCCCAAACAGUCCUUCCAGGUGAGGCAACACUUCACUUGUGAGUCUGUUGAGGCCAUCUAUCACAUCCGGUGCUCCUGGUGUGGCCUCCUCUACAUCGGCGAGACCCGAAGCAGAUUGGGGGUCCGCUUUGUCGAUCACCUCCACUCAGUCUGCCAUAACGGACAGGAUCUCCCGCUUGCCACCCACUUCAACUCUGCUUCACAUUCCCAUUUGGAUAUGUCCAUACAUGGUCUCCUCUACUGCCAUGAUGAGGCCAAACUCAGGUUGGAGGAGCAACACCUCAUAUACCGUGUGGGUAGUCUCCAGCCCCUUGGUAUGAACACUGAAUUUUCCAACUUCUGGUAACUCCCUCCUUCUCCCUUCCCCCAUCCCACUUUCACGCUGCCUCCUCUUCCAGCUGCCUAUCACCUCUCUCAUGAUUCUGUCUUCUUCUACUACCCAUAGAACUUUCCCCUUACAUUCCUUCUCCACCUUGCCUGCCUAUCCCCUCCCUGCUUCCCUUCCCCCACCCC
Hypanus sabinus (Atlantic stingray) is the source of this 4589-nucleotide messenger RNA. Its product is annotated as CD48 antigen-like. The coding region runs from base 452 to 1228 and encodes 258 amino acids. NCBI's taxonomy places the organism in Eukaryota, Metazoa, Chordata, Chondrichthyes, Myliobatiformes, Dasyatidae. The record is from RefSeq and is a predicted model, not a curated record. The transcript has 7 exons.